AUGAUGAUCGUUAUUCUUCGCUCCUUGCGCUUGGCAAUCGCAAGCGUUUGUCUACUUGCUGUCGUUGCAGACCAGGCUUAUAAUGAUCGACCAUCAUUCAGUGAAUUUGAGGUUGAAUUGUGUGACAUGCCAUGCCAAAAUAAUGGCAACUGCGUUGCGUUUGACUUGGACAAUGACGGAGUUUUGGAUCCUCAGUGCCUCUGCAACACGACUUUUCAAGGAGACUUAUGCGAGACUCCGCGAUCUUGUUCCCUUGCGUGCGAGAAUGGCGGGACGUGCAGCUUGGGAGAUGCUUGGUGGCUUAUGGGAGAAGAUGGUUCGUUGGGAUUUAUAAAGGAAAUACUCUAUGGGUGCUCUUUUGAGGGCGUGAGAUGCGAAUUUCCGCCUCCCGGCAUGGAUGAACGCUGCGAUUGUUCUUUUGGAACAAACGGGCCUCUGUGUGAGAAUACAUGCGAUGUUGCCUGUGAAAAUGGUGGUGAAUGUAUCUUCGCGGGAUCGGAACAACGUUGCCGGUGUGCUGAAAAUUUCUAUGGCGAUCAAUGUGAGAAUGUAUGCAGCAAGAGCUGCUUGAACGAUGGUUUUUGCCUUGGAUACCCUUCCAGCGAAGCCGCUGGUGGAUUUGAAGAACAAUGCCUUUGUCGUGCUGGAUUUGAAGGCGAGCAAUGCGAGACUGUAACGCCAUGCUCAAUUUCGUGCCAGAAUGAAGGUGUUUGCAAGUUUUCGGAGCAGCUAUUGUUUCAAGAGAAUGGAGAGGACGGAUUCAUUGUUGAGUACUGGCAAUCCAUCAUGGAACGGUGCAUCUUCAGAGGCCUUCCUAUUUCCGAGUGCUUUCGACUCCAACAAGAAGAAGUGGCACCUUAUUGUGACUGCCCUCCCACCACAUUUGGAAAUACAUGUGAAAUCACUUGCGAUCUUGAUUGCCAAAAUGGUUCUACUUGUCAGUUCCACAACGCACAAAACCAGUUUUGCUCCUGUGAGACUGGCUUUGCCGGUGAUUUGUGCCAGUUCGAAUGUACAAUGGGCUGUGUCAACGGUGGGUGCAACGCUAACGCUACCGCUCAAUGGUGCCAGUGCUCACCCUUCUAUGACGGGGAUUUUUGUGAGACUGAACGAACUUGUGACAAGACUUGUUUUAACGAUGGAAAAUGUGAAUUCGACGAGGGAUUCCGAGUCUACAGUGAAAUGUACUACAAGACGUGCAUACAUCAAAGCUUUAGUAACUGCCCCGGACCCGAUGACAUCCAAAGAUGCGCCUGUGCCAAAGACUUUGUUGGAAGUGAGUGCAGUCAGCCGUGUCCGUGCCAAAACGAGGGUAGAUGUAUCACGAGGUAUUAUAGCCGCAAGCUGGAAGAUAUCGAAGGCGGCAACUAUUACAACAACGGCGACGACCAGCCGUACUUUGAAGAUAAUAUUGACGAUGAAUUCGGCGGUGACGGUGAGGACUACUACUGCCAAUGUCCCUUUGGUUACGGUGGUCGGGAUUGCCAACUCAAGAUGGGUUCAGAUAAUUGCGAUUUCAAUUGCGAGAAUGGGGGAUAUUGCCGAGACUACGCUUUCAACGACUGUGUCUGCCCUGAAGGGUUCACUGGAAGGUCUUGUGAGACCGAGAUUGAUGCAUGUAACAACCAGUGCAAAAAUGGUGGUGUUUGUACUACUGAUGCUAUCAGUACUCAAGGUCUUGGGAACCGAGCUCUGCAGGGUACCACGCCAACCUUUGCCCCGACUUCUGCCCCAAUAAUACCGCGACUAUUCUCUGGAUCUUGCUCUUGUCCAGAAGGCUAUUCCGGUGACUUUUGUGAACGCAAGGCUUGCGGAUCUGGUUACUGCAGUCACGGUGGAUCUUGUAUCGAGCUACCCUCAGGUCAAACAACUUCCGCUGGAGACAACUAUGUUUGCGAUUGCUCCACAUCGACCUUGGAGGAAACUGUCGGUAUUGGACGCAAUUGCGACGCUAUUGUGUACUCCACUUGCCCAAUACGCAGCAACGUGAAUCCAAAUGAAGCAUGGUCGUGCGCAGGCUACGGAAAAUGCUUCAAGGAAGGUCAAGAUUCAAUUCCUCAGUGCUCCUGCGACACGACUUUCACCGGGCCUAGAUGUGAAUUCGACAUCAACGAUCCCAAGGACGUGGCAUGGAGUGAAUGCAGUUUGGAGUGUUCUAACGGCGGUGUCUGUCUGAAGGGAGCCACCAAACCAAUUGCCGAUAUCUUUAUUCCAUUCACUGAAGGAACCAAGAAGUCUGGCCUCUUUGACUAUCAGACACGACCUGACUUUGAAUAUUGCUACUGUCCCGAUGGGUUCUUUGGUGUGCAGUGCGAUAAGCAAUAUGAUAUUUGUGGCAAUCGUGAGCACAUUUGCUUCCAUGGAUCGAAAUGUGAGAAUGAUGGCGGCGCAUGGGGUUGCGAUUGCAGAGGGACAGAAAGUGCGGGGCUAUAUUGUCAGUAUAAAGCAACUGACGAUUGCGGCGAUAGUAAUUUGGACACCUUCUGUACGAAUGAGGCAACUUGUACCUUCGACUUCAGCUCCGAUGCAUUGUGUACAUGUGUGGAAGGUUGGGAAGGUACCAAGUGCGAAACCGAAGUCAAACUGGCGGCUCCUUCAGGUGGUGAAGGUGAUUAUUCGAGUGCCCCCACUUUGGCUGGAACUUUGCUUUCUGUCUUGUCCGUUGCAUUGUUGAGCGCUAUCGCUUAG
Molecule: messenger RNA, 2688 nt
Organism: Cylindrotheca closterium
Lineage: Eukaryota; Bacillariophyta; Bacillariophyceae; Bacillariales; Bacillariaceae
Source: the annotation of a GenBank genome assembly